This is a messenger RNA of Myxocyprinus asiaticus (Chinese sucker), 5341 nucleotides long. Its product is annotated as supervillin-like. The record is from RefSeq and is a predicted model, not a curated record. Gene Ontology annotation, biological process: actin filament severing; barbed-end actin filament capping; actin polymerization or depolymerization. Gene Ontology annotation, molecular function: phosphatidylinositol-4,5-bisphosphate binding; actin filament binding. Bases 289 to 4905 code for a protein of 1538 amino acids. The transcript has 30 exons. NCBI's taxonomy places the organism in Eukaryota, Metazoa, Chordata, Actinopteri, Cypriniformes, Catostomidae. Gene Ontology annotation, cellular component: actin cytoskeleton; cytoplasm.
GCGGUGUGUUUUGAGAGUGUACCCGGACAGAGCUGAUCCGAGCGCACAGCUGAUCCACACGCAGAGCAAUGCCAUGUUCUUAGGGGAGUAAUCAGGAUGAUAUACAAACAUAUUAGUAGAGGAAAUUGCUGUAAUUUGAACUCCUAAAAAAUCAAACCUCCUUCGGUUGUUACCCCACCCUGUUUUGCGAAUUGUUGUGUGGACAACAUCUUCAUUUACCUGAAAUUAUUCUGCUUACUUAAUCAUAAGGCAUCAGACAUCCAAAGUGACAGAACAGGAAUUGAUAUUAUGGACAAAAUGGAAAAUUUCACCCAGGAGUCCAGAGCUGAACGGAUCGCUCGCUACAAGAGCGAAAGAAGGCGGGAACUGGCUGAACGUUAUGGCAACCAGGAAGAGGAGCUUCCAUCUAAGUGGUCAAGAAGAGAGCGGGAGGGACCUGGUGUCCGGGAAUCUACCUUUACAGAUAAGUCAGUUUCAGGAGAAAGAAAUGGAGGAAUAGAGAGGCAUGGAAGAACACCGCUAGAAGAGAGGCCUGUUUCUACAAAAGUCUCCAAUGGGUGUAAAGUGAACACCAGUGUUGAGAACAACCAGCCAAACAGGGAUGAGGAAAACUCUCCAGACUCCCUUGACACUCCCCAGUUACACACUUAUGUAUCAGUAGGCCAGUUGAAGAGUGCCCUGCUACAGCAAACCUCAAACCCAGCUCCACCUGAUAGAGUUGCCACUGAUGGUGGCGUGGUGGCCUUGACUCUUGAUCUAGCAGUUCAACCAGGUGCAGAAGGAGGUCGUCGGCGUACCCGUAGAUACAUACCAGGAGAUCCUGCAGGCAGCCGCAAAACUAGUGAACGUUCCCAUACUCAACCCAUAACGUCCUACGAGAUAAUGGAGAGCUGCGGAAUAAUGGACGAUGAAAAUCGGGACUCUUCACAAAUGGAUAUAAAGACAGACGACAGAGCCAAGAUGAGUGUAGCUGCCAAGAUGUCUCUGUUUAAAGAGUUGGAGAAGACUGCUUUAUCUGAAGCCUCCUCCUUCCUCAAACCUCGCUCCAGUCAUAGUUCGCAUGGGCGCAGAGCUCGUCGUGGCAACGAUCCCCGGGCACUCACUCAGCCAAUCACCUUUGAGGAAACAGUGAUGGCAGUGAGUCCUCAGUCAGGUGAAUCCCAGUGUCUGGAGGCUGAGCCUGAGGUGGAAGAUGAUGCUAGCUCUAAGCUCUCUAUGAGUGAGAAAUUGGCUCUCUUCAACAAACUGUCCCAGCCCAUAUUGGGAGCUGUGGAGAGUCCAACGAGAGACGGCGGCCCUCUAGAGGCCUCUGAGAGACGUAGGCAGAAAGGAGCACGCUACCGCACACAGCCCAUCACUGUGGAUGAGGUCAAUUUGCUUCAGAAAGGGCCUGUUCAGCUUCCUCAUCUUCAUCUGUCACCUCAUCUCUCUGACCGACAACAGGCUCUGUCCAUCAAUCUGAAGCCCAGUGAAGUGCGUCUUUCUGGGCUGAGCUCCUCACAGGAGUGGGGUUCCUCCAGUGAACUCACUGCACCUAAUCUGAACCCUACAGAGUAUAAAAACUCUCAGAAUGCUCUGAGGCAUGGCACUGAGAUUAAAGGCAUCUUGAAAAAGAGUUCUUCAGAGGGAGUGGUGUGGAGGAGUGAAUCUAAGGACAGGGAUGACCUGAAUGGACAUAGCCUGGAGCAUAAUUGGGGAGAGAGGAGAGAGAGACUACGAGACAGGAGAGUAUGUGAGGUAAAAGAGGAAAGGCACACGUCAGCUUCACCAGUGGAUUCAUCUCUAGCUCCACUCUCCAGCGUUCCCUGGAGGCAGAGAGCAAGGAAGGACGCCUCUACUUCCUCUAUGAAAACACGAAGGGAGGGAUGCCCAUCAUUAUCAGAAGUCAUGCAUACUACAGUACACAGCAGCACUGAAGCCAUCACUCACAGACUGAUGGACUCUAGAGAAACUGAGGAAGAGGAGAAGAAGACAGAGGCAAAGUGCAAUAUCACGCUAAGCAUUAGGUCACAGGAUGAGUCUGACAGUGCUGUUGGAUCUACACCCCAAACUCAAUGCUGGGAGCCUGUGUUCUCCUCUGUGUAUUCUCAUCCAAGCUCCACACCUCAAUAUGUGAUAUUUUUCAAUGAGAGGAGUCUCUCUUAUGAAGCUCAGGAGGUUUCCUCACCAACUCAAACCCAAUCACAGGUGAAGGGCAAAGUCAAGGCAAGCUGUGAGGAGGAAGACUCUCCCAAACUAAUUUUUACAGCGACACAAACAAUCUGUUGCAGUGAUGUCCAAGAGAAUCUGCAGUUUGAUACUGAGAUGGUCAUGACCUCUGAACCCUCUUCACUGUCAGUGUGUCAGACCAGUGGAGGAGACACAGAGCCUGACCUGAGCAUGCUCUGUCAAACAAACACUCCAAUAUUGAGUUCAGCUGUAGCCGAGCACAGGCGAUCAGUACGGCCAUCCCGUAGGACUCAGGGUUCAAGGAAUCCAUUACGUGCUCUUGCUGCUCGAGAAGAUAUCCAACAGGAUUUCAUGCAGCCUGAAGACCACAGUGAAAUGGAGACUAACAGGGCUAUGAAAAAUUCGAACUGCACCUCCUCUGAAAAAGUGAGCAGACCCACAGUGCCAUACAACAAACUCAUGCUCAUACAUGUUAAAGGAUGGAGGCAGGUACAGGUGCGGUUAGUGGAGCCGGUGGCACGGUCUCUUAACAGUGGUGACUGUUUUCUGCUGGUCACACCCUCACACUGCUUCCUCUGGACUGGCAAAUUGUCCAACACCAUUGAGAGAGAAAAGGCAUCUGAAAUGGCCUCGUUUAUUGUGACCCAGAGGGAUCUUGGUUGUCAAGCGACAGGUGUCAUUCACCUGGAUGAAGGUGUAAAUACAGACAGUCUGCAGGCAGCAGAGUUCUGGAACCUUCUUGGGGGACAGACACAGUACAAAGGUCCAGAUAGUGCUGAUGAUGAUGAGCUCUAUGAGAAAGCCAUAUCAGAGUCUAACUGUAUUUAUAGGCUGCAGGGAGACAGGCUCCGGCCCCAUGAGCUGGGCUGGGCCUCCAUACCACACCUUUCUCUACUGGACUCCUCCCAGACUCUACUGUUUGACUUUGGCAGUGAGCUCUAUUUGUGGCAUGGGAAAGACGUUGGCCCCAGCGAGAGGAAACUGGCUCUGCAGCUGGCUCAGCAGGUUUGGGAUGGAGCAUAUGACUACAGCAACUGCAGGAUCAACCCUCUGGAUCCCUCUGCUGGCAAUGCGUAUAUUCACAAGCAGGGCAUUGGGCGGCCAGCCUGGGCCCUUUUUGGCCGUGUGUUUGAACAAAAUGAGACUGCACUGUUCAAAGAAAAGUUUGCUAACUCAUUUGAACAGACAAAAGUGAAUAAGAACCACACUGCACCCUUAAUUCAAGAGGAAGUGCAGGCCCCUUUGCUCAGGACCUCUUCAGAAUCAAUGCUUGUUGAACAGUGGUCAUGUGAUGCCAAAGCUCUCUUUGGUGGAGUCUGUCUCUCAGGAGUGUCACAAAUCGUUCUGGAUGGUGUGGACGUACGAAGAGGACGUGACCUGGUCACGUUGAGUGACGGUCGACAGGUGGAGUUACGUACUCUUGCCGUAAAAAUGUGGCUUAUUUCAGAGGGGGAAGAGUGUGAGGUCACCCCAGAAAGCAUUGGACAGUUUCAUGAGGGCAACACAUAUGCUAUACGCUGGACGUACAGCCUCACGGCCUUGGUUGAUCAGGUGGCAAAAGAGCAGAAAAGAUCUGCACUUUUCAUCUGGAAGGGCCGUCACUCAAAUAUCAGUGAGCGGGACUUGUCACCCACACUAACCAAUCAGUGUAGCUCUCAGGUGUUUGUAACAGAAGGAGAGGAGCCACCUUGUUUUCUGCAACUGUUCCAGGGAGGAAUGGUCAUUUACAGACAAUACAGCAGUAGAGAUACAGGAGGCUGGCGUCUGUUCUGUGUGAGAGGUGAUGUGCCAGUGGAGGGCAGUCUGUUGGAGGUUGAAUGCUCCUGCUCCAGUCUGAGGUCUCGUGGCUCUCUGCUCUUACUGAACAGCCAAAAGGGGGUGCUGUACCUGUGGCACGGCUGCAAAGCCCACAACAGAGCCCGCCAGGUGGCCAAGCAGACCGUCCAACGCCUCACACAAAUGUGCCCGCCUGAGCUGGGCCUGAGCACUGGCAGAUGUGUGAAUGUCCAGGAAGUGGAGGAGGGGAGAGAGUUAGCAGAGUUCUGGAAUGCUAUUGGGCCUCAGGACAGGAAGUUGUAUGACUGCAUGUUACAAGAUCCUGGUAAAUUUAACUUUACACCACGCCUUUUUCACCUGAGUGCCCAUUCAGGAACUUUCAAAGGGGUGGAGCUAAUUAGCCCAUCCCAUGUAAAUGGUGUUAUUUCAGCAAUGCCCAUCCUCCAGGACAAGAUAUAUGCAAUGCCACAUCCAGCGCUGUUUCUGUUGGAUAAUUAUCUGGAGGUGUAUUUAUGGCAAAGUAGUGAUGCUGCAGCCUCACAGCUCCCCCACUGGGACAAAGAGAAGAAGUGUGCCAUGGAGACUGCGUUGCAAUACUGCAGAGAGAGAAAUCCAAGACGGCCUCCCAUGGCAUACCUUAUUGAUGAGGGAGCAGAGCCUCUCACCUUCACUAAUAUAUUCCCUUCAUGGGAGAUGAGGGUAACACCAGAACUACAGGACUGCACUGUGCGUAAAAAGCUGACAUUGGUGCAAGAUGCCCUAGAAGCUCUUAAUAAGACCCAGUUUCCCCUUCAGGAUCUGCUGAAGAGACCUUUACCUGAAGGAGUGGAUCCUCUACACCUGGAGAACUACCUGUCUCAGCAUGAUUUCAAGGUUGCUUUGGGACUGACAUGGAAUGACUACAACUGUCUAUCAGAUUUACAAAAAAUUGACCUUAAGAAAAGCAAAGGACUUUACUAAAUCAGCAGCACUGCAACCUGGUCUCAACAGAAACAAUAUUUUAAAAAGGUGUGUUUGUAAGAUGACUUGUUUGUGUAAGGUAAUGGCAAUCAUAUGUACAGUGUAAUUGUGAGUGUGUUUUACAGUGAGUGUGAGUGUGUGUCCUUUUUGUCUGGUUAUUUUAAUGCCAAUAAUGUCCAACACUCAUUUUGGCCAAAAGCUCAAAGCUAGACACAACUGUUUACUCUGACUUUGAGAAAUAGCGCCAUGGUUUCUUUUAAAGUAACCCCCCAUCCUCCAUUGCAGCUGUUUCUGCCCUCCCUUUUUCUUUCUUUAUCUCGCUGUCUGCCUCCUCUCUCCUCUCUAAACAAAGCAGCACAUGUGAAUAAGAGGUGUGGCUGUUUUACUGAACUUUAAGUUGAAUUUAGUAUUGUUUAUUUUAAAAUAAAAACAUUAU